AUGUCCACAAAUCCUUUGAAAGAAGUGCUUACAGGAGAGCAGUUUCAACGCUUGGUUAAUUUUUACGAAGCUGAUCAAAAAUUAGACCACAAUGAUAGGCUCGCUAUUGCAGGUCAAUUGCAAGCCAUUGCCAUAAAAUCUAACUUGGCUGGGUACACUGCGGGUAUGUUGGGUUUUUUUGGACCCUCGUUGUAUUUUAGAAUUGCCAAAAAACCAGUGCCAAACCCAUUUUUUUUAAUUCAGUAUCCAUUCUUAUCAUUGUGUGUUGGUUUUGGUACUUUGAUUAUUGGAAACAAUGUUACUGCAAGAUAUUUGUAUAACAAGGUGAAAAAUGAUAGGAAGGAUGCUCCCAAUGCCAACGUGGCUAAUGCUUGGGACCAUAUGGAUUACGGCAAUCUUAGUGCAUUUACAUUAUACUACCUGAGAACUGCAUUCAACCCCAUGUUUAUAAUCAGAGACCCUAGACAAGCAAGUAACGCUUCAUACAUUGAUGAUAAAUUGAAGCAAAAGCUGAACCUUCAUUUCACCGAGGGUGUUGGCUUGGGGCAACAUGACAGUGAGGGAGGUAAGCAUGAAUUAGGGGUCUGGGAUAAGCUCAGACUUCACCAUGGUCUAGAUGUCUCUACUCCCAAACAAAACUGA
Lodderomyces elongisporus is the source of this 642-nucleotide messenger RNA. RefSeq lists its product as uncharacterized. The coding region runs from base 1 to 642 and encodes 213 amino acids. The transcript has a single exon. The record is from RefSeq and is a predicted model, not a curated record. NCBI's taxonomy places the organism in Eukaryota, Fungi, Ascomycota, Pichiomycetes, Serinales, Debaryomycetaceae.